Cebus imitator (Panamanian white-faced capuchin) is the source of this 3011-nucleotide messenger RNA. RefSeq names its product VPS37C subunit of ESCRT-I (gene VPS37C). Lineage: Eukaryota; Metazoa; Chordata; Mammalia; Primates; Cebidae. Gene Ontology annotation, cellular component: ESCRT I complex. Gene Ontology annotation, biological process: ubiquitin-dependent protein catabolic process via the multivesicular body sorting pathway; protein targeting to vacuole; protein targeting to membrane. The record is from RefSeq and is a predicted model, not a curated record. The transcript is spliced from 6 exons. Bases 381 to 1454 code for a protein of 357 amino acids.
GAGGGGUCUCUUGGGCGCGCCCGUGGGUGUGGCCCGGGCGGCCGCUAGUGUCUGUGUGGCACGAUGUCGUGGUAACUCAGAGGCGCGCCAGGCGGGGCGCCCAACCGGGUCGCGGGGCGAGCACGCCCGCCGCUGCGGCGUCGGGCGUUGCGGGGGGUGUCACAUCCGGUGGGGGGCGGGCCUGGCGGACCCCGGAAGUGUGGGAGCGGCUGCGGUUUAACCCGCGGUGGCGGCGGCGGCGGCGGCGGCGGCAGCCCUGGCAGAUUGUUGAUUCAGCCAUUGGAGUUAUGUUUCUGUGUUGACGGAUGCCAUCCCUGGAGGAAUCUUAAAUUCUGUGUCCUCAGAGUCCACACAGGAAGUGCAGGGUUGCAGAGGCGAGGAUGGAGACACUGAAGGAUAAGACUCUGCAGGAGCUGGAGGAGUUGCAGAAUGACUCGGAGGCGAUUGACCGGCUGGCCCUGGAGUCCCCUGAGGUCCAGGACCUGCAGCUGGAACGGGAGAUGGCACUGGCCACCAACCGGAGCCUGGCCGAGCGGAACCUGGAGUUCCAGGGACCCCUGGAGAUCAGCCGUUCAAACCUCUCUGAUAAAUACCAGGAGCUCCGGAAGCUUGUGGAGCGGUGCCAGGAGCAGAAGGCAAAGUUGGAGAAAUUUUCUUCAGCACUGCAGCCAGGGACUUUGUUAGACCUUCUGCAGGUGGAAGGCAUGAAGAUUGAAGAAGAGUCCGAGGCCAUGGCUGAGAAGUUCCUGGAGGGCGAGGUGCCCCUGGAAAUGUUCCUGGAGAAUUUUUCCUCCAUGAGGAUGUUGUCCCACCUGCGCCGGGUUCGUGUGGAAAAGCUCCAGGAAGUGGUGAGGAAGCCCAGGGCUUCCCAGGAGCUGGCCGGCGAUGCCCCUCCACCCCGCCCGCCGCCACCACCGCCGCGCCCAGUACCCCAGGCAACACCCCCUGUGGUUGAAGAGCAGCCGCAGCCGCCACCAUCGGCCAUGCCUCCCUACCCUCUGCCCUACAGCCCGUCCCCUAGCCUGCCUGUGGGCCCCACUGCCCAUGGAGCCCUGCCACCCGCCCCUUUCCCGGUGGUGUCCCAGCCCUCCUUCUACAGCGGGCCUCUGGGCCCCACUUACCCGGCAGCCCAGCCUGGACCCAGGGCUGCUGCGGGUUACUCCUGGUCCCCACAGAGGAGCACACCGCCCCGGCUGGGCUAUCCUGGGACCCCGACUGGUGCCUCUGGGCCAGGGUACCCCGUGGCGGGAGGCAGGGUCCCCAGUCCUGGUUAUCCUCAACAGUCCCCAUACCCUGAAGCAGGAGGAAAACCUCCCUACCCAAUACAGCCCCAGCUCCCUGGCUUCCCAGGCCAGCCCCAGCCCUCCAUGCCCCCGCAGCCCCCUUAUCCCCCCGGGCCUGCCCCUCCCUAUGGGUUUCCACAGCCCCAGGGGCCUGCCUGGCCUGGGUAUUAGACACACUCCUGGCCCUCGGCCCCUCCCUAGUCCCACCCACGCUCAACCUUUGGCCCAGCCAUUGCCGAGAUUCGAGGGUCCACUGGACGUGGCGUUGGUGCUCCCUUUGGACUUGCGUCGGUACACAGAGGCCUUGGAGGGACCAGGCCCUGGGCUGUGUGACUGGUCACAGCACUUGCUGGCUUUUUGGCUGGAGGUCCUCCUGGGAGCCCCUCCUUUCAGUGCCUGGCUGCAGGUGCUAGCCAGGUGGGAGCACAGCACCUCUCAGGUGUCUGUGAGUGAGUGCGUGCACAUAGUUAUGAGCAUCUGCUUGUGGCCGCACUCAGGGCCAUCUGAACCCAGUGCCAGAGGUAUCUCGAGGAGGAGGCCCUGGGUCUCCAGUCCCCUCUGUCUCUCCUGGGGUUUGGCGUAUUGGUUGUGGAGCCUCAUGCUGAGGGGUGCAGCUGUUGGCAUCUGUCCAGUCCAUUGAAGGCUGGCCUUCCCACGCGCUGCAGCCAGGAUUGGAUUGGAGGGAGAGAACAGAGCUGGGAAAAACAACAGGUUUGAGUCCUAUAAAGCCAUAAUUUCACUCUGGUAGCUGAUGUCAGACAAGCUUGUCCUGUGUCCUGUUUCAUUGGGGCAGCACCAGUGCAGCAUGAGGGCUGGGGGUUGUGAAGGUUGCCCCCGGACCUGGCUUGCCCUGGUUGGAGAAGCUAGGGCGCUGCCUUGGGCCCUCUGGCCGGAGGGAAGGGGGCAGCUCUAGGCCUGGAGAUUGUGGUCACAUGGGGGCUUGUUUAGGAGUGGAGGGCCAGGUCACCUCCCCAGCCACCCUUCUCUCCUCUGGGGCCCUCCACUUCAGGGUGACUUUGCCCGAGGCCCACACAUCCAUCCUCUCCUUUAGUGCCUUGAUUCUCAUUCACAAGCAGCCCUUCCCUUCACCUCCUCUCCCCUCGCUCCUUUGAUGGAAUCGUCCCACCCCCAGUGUCCAUCCUAAGACAGACGUCAAAAGAGGCCCUAACCUAACUUCCCAAAUGGUGCUUUUAAAAAACACCAUCACUACAUUAGGGGCAGUUGCUUUGCACCUCCCUGUCUUCAGAAUGUAAAGGGUGGGGAUUAUGACUCUGUUUAAUACACAGCCCUCUGCCCUGUGUGGUUUUGGGCAGGUUCAGUAAUAAGAAUGAAGACAGUAGACAAAGGGGGUGUGCUGAGUGUUAACUUCGUUGUUCCAGAGGUAAACCAGGUCUCAGGGAAGGGCCUGGAGCUGCUAUUGCUUAGGACGUUGUACGUGCCUUGAAAUGUCCACUACCUGAGAACCCAGCAUCUGGUGGGCCUGGGGCUGCUGGGGCCGAGGAGGGCUCUUGACCUUCUGGUGCUUGCCCCUCCCCGGCCUGCCUUGUGCCAUCUGCGUGACGCUAUGUCAGCGCUGCCGGUUCCUUACCAAAUGUGCUUGCUUCUCCUAAGUUAUUUAUAAAGAGAAAUCACUAAUGGACUCUACUGGUUUGAGUGCUUCUGAGCUGGACGACGGAUCGCCUGUAUGUUUGUGUAAUUAAUUGCCAUAAUAAACUUCAAUGAGUCACA